AUGCCGAAGAAAGUCGUCAUGACACAAAGCAGUUUCACCUGCAUUGAUGCUACGAAACGACUCGAUAAUCCGUGUUGGUCCAAGAUGUAUACGAACGCCACGAACCUCUCGCUCUUUCCAUUCUUCCAAGCCGGCGGCUUUCUAACAUUGCUGGCGGCCUUGGCCUACCGUGGCGUGGUCGCCCUGCUCCCGCCUGGCCCUCCGCUAAAUGCACAGACGGUAGCAGAAGUCGUUCAAGCGGAGGACAUUACGACCGCCAACCUAAUGCCCGGUGUGGUCGCGGACAUAGCCAACGAUCCCCGGCUGCUGCCAAUUUUCGACAAAAUCUCCUACGUAGCGACCGGUGGUGGACCACUGCCCGCCACUGCCGGGGCCCUCGUUGCGAAGAAGGACCAACCUGCUAACCUUGUACGGUAG
Molecule: messenger RNA, 417 nt
Organism: Fulvia fulva
Lineage: Eukaryota; Fungi; Ascomycota; Dothideomycetes; Mycosphaerellales; Mycosphaerellaceae
Exons: 1
Coding region: 1-417 (138 amino acids)
Source: RefSeq, a predicted model, not a curated record